Messenger RNA from Silurus meridionalis, 4495 nucleotides. RefSeq names its product fibronectin leucine rich transmembrane protein 1b (gene flrt1b). The transcript has 3 exons. Gene Ontology annotation, molecular function: protein binding. The record is from RefSeq and is a predicted model, not a curated record. Bases 671 to 2845 code for a protein of 724 amino acids. NCBI's taxonomy places the organism in Eukaryota, Metazoa, Chordata, Actinopteri, Siluriformes, Siluridae.
AGAGCGCGAGAGCCUGUGCGCGCGGCACUCACAAGCAGCCCGGCGCGUGCCACAAGCGUUUUAACGGCUUUUUAACCCGGGGGAGAAAAAAAAAACCCGCGGAGUCGCUACUCGGCCACUGCUGACAGAACCGAGCGGAACCGAGAAAAACGCGGAUGAAUGAGACACAGGUGAUGGCUUAUCAAAAGUGAUGCAAGCAGCAGUUCCAUCCAUCACUAUGUGAUAUACAAUCAGAAUGAUGACAACACCUCUGGAUGAACUGAGACUUCUACUCCAAACAUCAACUGCAAGUUCUUUUGGUUUUGGGAGUGGUGACAAACAGUGACUACUUUGACUGGUUAUGACUGGAAUCUUUUUUCUGGAUGGAGUUAUCCUUGUCUCUGUGCCUAUAUUUUACAAGAAUCCCACCAGAAAUAGCUGUGAUGGUCAUCGCUCACUGAAGUGACAGGAAAUCCAAUAAGACUGAAGAUUUUACCACAAUUUGUCAUUACUGAGUAGUGUGACACACACACACACACACACACACACAAAAAAAAACAACUACUAAAGAAAAAAGGACCACAGAAUUAAUUUGAGAAGGUCUAUACCGUGGUUGCAGGGAAGUUUUACUCCAGUUCCAACCAAAAAGGCUUCCACUGGAGUUGUGAAGUUUGCAGGAUACUGAAAGACCAUGGCAACUGAAAGCGUGAUUGAGCUCAGGGACUGGCUGUUCCUGCUUCUACUUUGCCUGACUUUAUUGGUGGAAGUGCUGGAAUUUGCAGCAGCAACAGCUGCUAUAACCGAGGCGGCACUUGGGGAGGCAGAGCUUCAAGGUGAUGUUCCAUGUCCAUCGGCAUGCAGAUGUGAUGAUGGCUUUAUUUACUGCAAUGACCGGGGACUUAGCAUCAUACCAUCUUUACCGUUAACAGCAGCUGUGCUCUAUUUACAAAAUAAUCGCAUUGAUAAUGCUGGCUUACCAACCUCCUUAGAACGGCGAAUGACUGUUCAAGUAGUUUAUCUAUAUGACAAUGAACUUGAUGACUUUCCAACACAUCUGCCUCCAUCAUUACGUGAGCUUCACCUUCAGGACAACAAUAUACGAACUUUACCCCGUGCAGCUCUAGCACGUUUACCCUUGCUGGAGAAGCUUCACAUGGAUGAUAAUUCAAUUUCAACUGUAAGCAUUGAAGACAAAGCAUUUGCAAAUAAUCCACGACUACGACUUCUUUUCUUGUCACGCAACCACCUUUCAAGUAUACCGUCAGGGUUGCCAUCAUCACUAGAGGAGCUCCGAUUGGAUGACAAUCGAAUUUCUACAAUUCCAACACAUGCAUUCAGGGGACUUACCUCACUAAGACGUCUUUUCCUCGAUGGGAACUUGUUGGCAAAUCAACGUAUAGCUGAUGACACAUUUUCACGACUGGCAAAUUUAACAGAACUCUCUUUGGUACGCAACUCUCUCCAGUCACCACCUUUAAACCUUCCUAGCGUACACCUUCUUCGUCUAUACCUACAAGAAAAUGCUAUGACUCACAUGCCGAGAGGUUCCCUGGAUGGUAUGCACAGGCUUCAGAAGCUUGAUUUGUCAGGCAACAACCUUACAACCCUUCCUAGGGGUUUGUUUAAAGAUUUGGACAGCAUCUCUCAGCUACUUCUUCGUGGCAAUCCCUGGUAUUGUGGCUGCAACCUACGCUGGCUCCAUGACUGGUUGCAUGUUCGAGGUUCAUCAGUAACAGUGAGAGGCCUAACAUGCCAUGGACCAGAAAAAGUCAGGGGCAAAUCACUUAGGGACCUUACAAGUCAAAUGGAGCAAUGUGAGGCAGCUGUAGAUGGACCUGGAGGAGUUGGAGGAGUUGUAGUAGCAGGGGGAGGUGAUGUACCUAAAAGAGACAAAGGGAAUUCUCCAACUGAAACCCCAACCACAACAACCCUCACACUUCCCCAGGGUUCUCUCUUUACGCUUAGGUCCAGACGACCUGUACACAGAUACCCUGAUUUGAGACAGGACAAUUCUGCAGAAGGUGAAGGUGAAGAUGUUGGCAAAACAUUGUUGAUCAGUGUAAAGCCUUUAACUCCAGAGACAGCUCAUAUUACGUGGCAAGCUGCUCAACCAGCAUCAGCUUUCAGGUUGUCCUGGUUAAGACUAAGCAGUAACCCAGCCAUGGGAUCUAUUACAGAGACACUUGUCCCUGGGGACCGCAGAGAGUAUUUACUUACUCAGUUACAUCCACGGUCCAGCUAUAUUAUCUGUGUGGUGCCUCUUGUUGUCAGUAAAGGAAGGAGGACAACGUUUACAGGAACAGGGGGGUUAAAUGUGAACACUGACUCAGAGCAUGAACACCCUGCUUGUGCCAGAACAGAGACAGCAGAUCUUCAGCUUCAGCCUAGUGCUGACCAAGGUCAGGGUGAUCAAGGAACAGAUGAAUUAACUGUCUUACCCCUUGCAGGAAUUAUUGGAGGGGUAACUGCAUGUGUUUCCUUGUUCUUAAUUUUUGGGAUUUUCUGCUGGUAUGGACAUCGGGCAGGAUAUCUUACAGCUGAUGAUCAUACGGUCUAUGCGCGUGAUGUUGUCGGACCCCGUAGUGCUGUCAAGCAUUAUGAUGACUAUGUAGAAUCUGGCACCAUUAAGGACACUUCGAUCUUAGAGAUCGGAACACCUGGUUUCCAGAUGACGCCAUUGGCAGCCCAACAACCUCUGCAGCCAAAGGCGAAAGUUGAGGACAUGACAUUCAUUCAUACCAUCUUUCCCUCAAAUAAUACAACCCUUUACAGGAGCACUCUAAACCACACAGCAAAUCCGAGCUAUGGAACCAACCGUGGAUACAGAGAAGGUGGAAUACCAGAUGUAGAUUAUGCUUACACGUGAUAGUCUCUUUAUUAUCCCUUAUCUUUACUGACCAUUAUCUUUAAGACCAAGUAGCUAAGUAGGGCUUUGUUCAUUGUCUUAGGUUCCAAAGUAGGGGUGUGCCAGCUGUGAAGUAGUCUAUAUAUCAUCUAUAACCAUAAUAAUCUCAUAACUUUAAAAAAGCUUGUUUUAAAAUUUGAAAAUUAAACAGUUAAUUCAACAGAACCAUAAACAUUUUGUAGAAACAACCCUCGGAUUCCGAAUUGUCUAAAAAUCUAGUGAAAAAACAAAUUGUGUCCCAAACCACUCAAGGGAGAUGCAAAGUUUUCUAUGAAACAAAAUGACUAAAUGUCCUCAUUUUCAUACACAGUCAUUAAGCAGGUUUUCACAUGGCACACCCCUAGUCCAAUGUACCCUUUGUGCCUCCUUCGGUCUGUUUCCAGUCUGUAAACCGUUACAAUUUGGGACAAUGAUUCCCUGGGUAAAAAAAUCUAGAACAACAUAUAAGUGCCAGUGAUACCAGUCUUGGUAUUGAUAUUUAACAUUGAAGGUUUGGGGAACUUUUAUAUUUUUUUUUCAUACUUGUUUAUUACUUUGAUCUAUGUCAUGUUAAAGGGACAUAAAAGUAGCAUGAAGUUAAUGUUAUGUCGAGGAACCAGGUGUGUAUAGUUCUAACUUUACUACCUGUACUGUGUAUGAGCAAUUGAAAAUGGGUGCCUUUCAUUUGUCGUCAACACCAACAUGAUGGAAACAAAAACAUUUUUUGUUUGUAAUUCAGAUUAUAGGUUUCCACUAUUCCCAUUACCUCUGUCGCCCUUUUGAUUUUUUCGUAUUUCUCUUGUAUUUUUUUUUUCCAUUCUGUGCAAUGACUUUGUUCCCAACCUAGAAAGCUGACAGGGGUGAUAACGGUUUAAAACGUGUUAGACUUUUUAUUUUUAGUGAGAAAAUUCUAAAGGGGGGAGGGGGGUGCCAGGAAAGCAGCAAAACAACAGGUUAUGGUUUCAGGUUUACUAAGAAAUUAGAAUUAAAAAUACAGUCACUUGCUAAAUAUUUAUUCCAUAUUAAAAACAAUAGCUAAAAUGAAGAUAUUUGAGGUUUUCAUAUGAGGAGGAGCCUAAUCAAAGACAAUCAUGCGAGUAAGACAUCUUUCUCAAACUGACAGGCUGACACAGAUAAAGCAGUCAAUUUAGUACUAACUUAAUCCAAGCUAAUUUGAAGGGGAUAUCGAUACAGGACCAUUGUCUGGAGGAUAACAUGAGCACUUAAUCCAAUAAAGGCCAUGAAAAGUGGUCAGUGGACAUUUCCAUGAGUCUAACAAUGUCACCAUGAAGAACCACUAGUAAUAUCCAUCCAUGCCCUUACGGUACUGACAACAGAAAUCAGGGACAAAUAUAAAUAUAAAGGUUACAACACUGUGGACCUCUGCAACUUUUGUAUAAGUAAUGGGGUAAAACACAGGCUUUCUUUUUAAAUGGCUAAGGAGAAUCCUUUAUCCAAGUCAUUAGUAGAAUCUGGGAACAUUGCUUGUAAAGCUGGAGUGUUAGGAAUGUCAGCAGAAUAGUAUAUAGUCCCUUUAAUUUUCUUGCCUUUUAUGAUGCAUUUUGAAAGUGAAAUAUCUGAACAAAUAGCAAAUCUGUCACAUUUUCUCUGCAGUAAAUAAUAAACAGCUUG